GUUGCACAUGCUACUGUAGUUCAGACACUCGGAGGGGGUGAAGACGGAAGGAGGAGGAAGAGAGGGAGAAAGAGACUGAGACCCGAACAGACAGACGAGAAAUCCAAAAAUCAGGAGAGAUGAGGGGAGCGCAGAAAGACAGGCUGGUUCUCAUGGCAACGGUCUGCCUGCUGGGCACCGUGCUGCCCUGUCUCUCCAUCUACACCGGCGGGGAGUGCUACUUCAACGCCAAAGCGAAGUGUGAGCAUCAGGACCGGGUAUUUGGGAUGGGGGAAAGCUGGCUGACUGCGGAGUGCCACCAGUGCGUGUGCCUGGAGCCUUUUGGAGUGGGCUGCUGUGAACUUGGCUCACAGCCUGUUGACUACCCAGAUUGGUGCGAAGUGGUGCGGAAGCCAGAUUCCUGCAACAUUGCCGUGGUGAUGCGGGCCAAUCACAAGCUGCCGUGUCUCUAUGGUGGGCGGGGCCGGAUGCGACCUGGGGCGGGGCCAGCUUGGAAGUCCGACAACGACCCCAUGUUCUGAUCUUCAUCAGGGCAGAGAAGGCAGUGACGCUUAGCCAAGCACUAAACCACCCAAAGCAGACACAUAUGCACUGAUACAAAAAUAUAUCAGAUCUGUAUGGUAGAUUGAUCAACCAAAGCAUUUAACCAGUUGUCAAUUUGUUUUUUUCCCCCCAUUAUUUAUUUGCUUAUCACAUUUUAAUCCACUGUCUUGCAACUUAAUAUCUUUAAUAAGGAAAUAGCCAUUAUGAAUACCCAUUUGUAUAGCUGGGUAUUAACCAAAGUUAUGCAUUAGAGCAGUGGUAACCAACCCUGCUGCUGGAGAUCUACCGUCCUGUAGGCUUUCACUCUAAUCCUAACAAAGCACUGCUCAUUCAACAGCUAGAGAUCUCAUUGAGCUGCUAAUUAGUAGAACCAGCGGUGCCAAAUUAGGGCUGGAAUGAAAACCUACAGGACAGUAGAUCAGGGUUGGUAACCAAUGCAUUAGAGACUCAGAGACACUAAUUUAAUGCCUCGAACCUGGGAAUCGAACUUAAAACCAACUGGUUGUAAGCACAGUGGUCCCUUACCACUAUAGUUUCAAAAAUGUGUAACCCAAAAUGUAUGCAAACACUCUGAUGGUUUUUUAUGAGUGGCAUUUGGGAGAGAUAAUAUGCACAAAAACAUUGUCAAAUACAUUAUCAAAUGGACUAAUGACUGUUUGUCUAUUAUUGUCUACUGCCCAGCCCACUCUGAAUAAGCGCACAAGUACAGGACUGUCAUUUAUUUUGCCAUAUUGUCCUUUACAAACACACUGAUCUUCCGUUAUAUAAUCUGUAUUUAUAAACACAAAUGUUAAAACAUGCAAAUAUGUUAUGCAAAAAAAACUUCACACAAUGAUCUACAUUCUUUUUUGAAUGUAUGAAGUAUGAAGUACAGACCUAUUGGCAAAUGGUUUCAUGUGUUUGGACAGUUUGUUUUUUUAAAUAUAUUUAUCUUCAGCCAAGUGUCAAAAACUUUUAAAUUAUUGAAAUAAAAAUAUUCCAAUGAAA
Molecule: messenger RNA, 1530 nt
Organism: Anguilla anguilla (European eel)
Lineage: Eukaryota; Metazoa; Chordata; Actinopteri; Anguilliformes; Anguillidae
Product: prostate-associated microseminoprotein
Exons: 4
Coding region: 120-521 (133 amino acids)
Source: RefSeq, a predicted model, not a curated record